GGAGUAGUUUGCAGGAAUGGUAGAUCCUUGGACUCAAUAGCUGUUGUAAGCUGAUCUAAUUUGACGUUUUUGAUCAUGUCCUUGGAUACUUGUAAGUUGUCUUCAGCGUGUACGUUACUCAAGCACAUUUUUGUUGUUGGUUAUAAAGAAGAGACAGAAUGUGUUACAGACUUAAAAUUUCGGAAUGAGACAUCACAACUGAAGCACAGGUCAUCUAAUCUGACUCAUUCUUGUUAAGAAGUAGAGCUGCCGGUUAAAUCCUCGGAGACAAAGUCCGAGUUCUGAGAUGAAGACGCGUCAAAUGCGCGACUGAUUUCUUGAUCUUUUAACAACCAAAUAAAAGUAUGGUUUAUGGACGAAAAUCAACCAAUUACGAUGGAAAUGCCUUCAAAGCAAAUCGCAAAUCCAUUGGAGAGGGGGUUUAAUACGGUCAGCCACAAAAAAGCCUUCAUUUGGUGAGCAUGCAAAUUGUAGCGGCAAACCUACGGAAGAGGAGGAGACAGUUGUAGAUGCGAACGAUCUUGACCUCUCUAGUUACGCAGCAGAGGAAUUGCGUGGCAAAUACUUCUUCGGUGACGUGAACUACAAAGAGGAAGACGAACCUCUUUUGAAGGAAAACCCAAGAAGGUUUGUAUUAUUCCCAAUACAAUACGCAGCAAUCUGGCAAUCAUACAAGAGAGCAAAUGCUUCUUUCUGGACUGCAGAAGAAAUGGACCUAUCGAAAGAUAUCAAGAACCGGCAUAGCCAGAUAAACAAUAAUGAAAAGCAUUUCAUUAGUCAUGUAUUAGCAUUUUUUGCCUCAUCUGACAGUAUCUUUAAUGAGAACUUACUCGAAAGGUUCUCCUCAGAUGUACAAUUUGCGGAAGCCAGAUGCUUCUACGUUUCCAAAUCAUGAUGGAGAAUAUACAAUCUGUGACUUAUUCAAUACUAAUCGAAUUGGCUUCAGGUAUUGGAAUGAAUCACCCUGGGUUCAAUAUGAAGAUAUCAGCGCUCCUGCAGGUCGCUUUUUAGGGGGUUUGUCCGCCUUUGUCAAUGGGAUUUACACAUACUCUGGUGCAGAAAGCGUUGUCUUAGUUUCACGUGAGACUAGAAUUCCAAUCAAGGAAAUUCCUUCAGUGAUAAAGAGGUUUUAUGGAGGAUGAUCGUCUUCUAUAUUUUCGUUUGUUCUCUUGAUAACGCUCACAGUUUCAUGUACAGACCCCCGACUUAGCUCAGAUGCAGGUGAGGCAUCAGCCGGUAAAUUCGUAAUUGCUAUGGAUAAUGCUGGGAUUAAAGUAUUGCCUCAUAUACUCAACGGGGUUAUUCUCGUCUCAGCGUGGUCAGCAGGUAAUAGCUAUCUAUAUUCAG
Messenger RNA from Wallemia mellicola CBS 633.66, 1347 nucleotides. RefSeq lists its product as hypothetical. Gene Ontology annotation, biological process: amino acid transmembrane transport. The coding region runs from base 819 to 1142 and encodes 107 amino acids. The record is from RefSeq and is a predicted model, not a curated record. Gene Ontology annotation, molecular function: amino acid transmembrane transporter activity. The transcript has a single exon. Lineage: Eukaryota; Fungi; Basidiomycota; Wallemiomycetes; Wallemiales; Wallemiaceae. Gene Ontology annotation, cellular component: membrane.